GCUCUUUUGUUAAUUUUAAAUGCUAACGUAUGGUAUUUUCUCACGCAGAGUAUCAUUAAAGCUCACUCUGAGUACAGCUCAAGCUCAGCAAAGUCGUUCAACUUGCUUCAUUCGCCAGUAACGAAGGAAUCGUUGAAUCAACCAUAUGAAGAAUUUUCUAUUUCUGGUUUUUCAUUUCUAGAGGUGGGACUGGAUGAUGUUGAAAAUUUCAAGUGUUCCCAUGUCGUAUUUCACGACGAUCACACAGUGAAGUCAACUAAACCGAAGAGUCUUGAUCAGAAAAAUGAACUAAGACUCAUAAGAAAAAGGGCACUCCAUUUGAACAGCACUGGUGAAUAUCCAAUUAUCAGAAACUAUUUCUUGGACAAGGAAGGCGAGAGCGAAGAUGAAAUCCUAAAGAAUAAAUGGUACAAGUUUUGUGGUUCUGCUGUUUGGAUGGAUAAGUAUCAGGUGUACUUCUUUGUAAGCAGAGUUAUUUACAGUGAACGAUCCCUUCGCAACAAGCCAACAAUCAGUCUUCCUUAUGCACAAGUGUUUGACAAAAAUUGGAAAGAAAUCAACGAUUAUGAAUUUCCUCAAUCUGACAUUAAGUUUCCGGCCUUUCUUCCGAUAGCAUUUGAUGAACAUCCCGAAGGAGUACAGCUUUACUUGGGUGCAGAUGAUCCUAGAGUCAUCUUACGUAACUACCUAGAUCCAGAAACCAACAUAAUGGAGCAAGAACCUGUGAUUGUAUUCAAUUCAGACAGUGCCGAAAUUGACUGGAAAAGAGCAAUACAUACGUAUCGUCCCUUCACUAAUUCUAAGAAGGCUUUACGUUUGAAGAUAAGAGGAAUGGAACCAAGAAAAAUAGAAAAGAAUUGGGCACCGUUCUUUGAUGAAGAUUAUUCUUCCAUCAACUUUGUAUACAGCUUCAAUCCUAUAAGGGUGAUCAAGUGUGAUAUCGUGUCUGGAGAAUGUGACAAGCAAACUGGUCCCGAGUUCGAAGGGAAAAAGAUACCUGAAAUAAGAGGAGGAACCAAUAUAGUCCGAGUGCCUCCUGGAUUCUUACCAAAGCAUCUAGCUAGUACAAGGGAAUACUGGUUUGGAAUUGCUCGUUCGCACGAUUUCAAUUGCGGUUGCCUCAAAGUUAUUUACCGUCCUCAUUCAUUCUUGAUCUCAAGAGCGCUCGGCAGCAGCAAUUAUACAUUGGACUAUGUGAGCUCCUUAUUCGAUUUCAACAUAGAUACAGAGGCUUGGAAUUCAAAAUUGGAAUAUUCAAAGUGCAAAGAUGGCAAAAGUGUCUUGAUACCAAACUCGAUUUCAUCAUGGGAUAUAAUUCCAAAAGACGACGGCGCGGAAGGAGAAUUGGAAGAUGUAAUGGGAAUAACAAUUUCGGAAGCCGACAGAAACAACAAGAUAGUAUAUGUAAAGGGGUUCUUGAAGCAUAUUAAUACAGUCAUUGGUGGUGAGAAGGCUAAAUCCCUGUCCCAUUACUCCAGCGGCGAUACAGUCGCCAUAGAGAGUAAUCUAUUGGGCAAGUGUGCCACAUCUCUUGCUGAUGAAUACUGCCUAUUGACAGCUAAGAGGAUGAAUUGGAAACUUUAA
Messenger RNA from Scheffersomyces stipitis CBS 6054, 1584 nucleotides. RefSeq lists its product as uncharacterized. The annotation marks the transcript as partial. Gene Ontology annotation, molecular function: mannosyltransferase activity. The record is from RefSeq and is a predicted model, not a curated record. Lineage: Eukaryota; Fungi; Ascomycota; Pichiomycetes; Serinales; Debaryomycetaceae. The transcript has a single exon.